AGGAACUUGAUCCCCCUGCUGGCAGCCAGAGGGGGAACAGUCGCGUUCGCUGGCUGCGCUGUGUGGCAGACUCUGGAAGAACAGGGAGGGGUUCGGACCGACACACGGUUCUGUGUCUGCACUCUCGCCGAGGAAAACUCCUCGAACCGACGCUCCAGCAAUGGCAGAAGCCCACCAGGCAGUGGCGUUCCAGUUCACCAUCACACCAGAGGGUAUUGACCUGCAGCUCUCCUACCAGGCCCUGAACCAGAUCUACCUGUCUGGAGUACGAGCAUGGAAGAAACGAGUCAGCCGCAUCAGGAACAGGGUGAUCAAGGGAGUGUACCCCGCCAGCCCUUCCUCCUGGCUCUUUGUUGUCAUAGCGAUCCUGGCCACCAUGUACAUGCGCUCAGAUCCCAGCAUGGGCCUCAUCGCCAAGAUACAGCAACACCUGCCGCUGAGUCUCCACGUGUCCCUCAGUUCGCAGGGUCAGACCAUGUUGUCAGCGCUGGUCUUCAGCACGCUGCUGUGGCUCUCCCUCAUCCUCGCCCUAAGGUUCUGCCUUAAGCUUCUCCUCUCCUACCACCAGUGGAUGUUCGAGCAGCAUGGCCGCAUUUCCAACACCACUAAAGUCUGGGUGACUCUGUUGAGGUUGUUGUCGAGCAGGAAGCCUCUGCUGUACAGUUAUCAGACCUCUCUCCCUCACCUGCCUGUUCCUUCCAUCAAAGACACACUGAGCAGGUAUCUGGAGUCUGCACGUCCUCUGCUCACAGAUUCAGAGUUUAAUCGGAUGAUGGAACUGGGCAAUCAGUUUGAGUCUAGUCUGGGAAACCGUCUCCAACGCUACUUGAAACUUAAAGCUCUGUGGGCCACGAACUAUGUGAGCGACUGGUGGGAGGAAUACAUCUACUUGAGAAGCAGAAGUCCUAUUAUGGUCAACAGCAACUACUACGGCAUGGACUUUCUGUAUGUGACCCCAACCCCAGUGCAGGCUGCCAGAGCAGGCAACACCAUUACUGCCCUGCUGCUGUACCGCCGCAAGGUCAACAGGGAGGAACUCAAACCGAGUCGUGUUCCAGGUACAGUCAUCCCUCUGUGUGCCGCCCAGUGUGAGAGGAUGUUCAACACAACGCGCACUCCAGGAGACGAGACUGAUGUACUGCAGCACUGGCAGGACAGUGAGUUUGUGGCGGUGUACCACAAGGGGCGCUUCUUCCGUCUGUGGGUGUACCGGGCAGGCCGCCUGCUGACCCCCAGGGAGAUCGAGUACCAGGUCCAGAGGAUCCUGGAUGACUCUUCACCCCCCCAACCUGGAGAGGACAAACUGGGAGCUCUCACUGCAGGCGACAGGAUUCCUUGGUUUCAAACGAGGAAGCAGUACUUUAGCUCCGGCAUCAACAAGCGAUCGCUGGACGCAAUCGAGAGGGCGGCCUUCUUCGUAACUCUGGACGAUGAAGAGCAAGGCAUGAGGGGAGAAGACCCGGCAGGAAACCUGGACCGCUACGCCAAGUCCCUGCUCCACGGGAAAUGUUAUGACAGGUGGUUUGAUAAAUCAUUCUCUAUUGUGAUCUACAAGAAUGGGAAGAGUGGACUGAAUGCAGAGCACUCCUGGGCUGACGCACCCACUGUGGCUCACCUUUGGGAGUACACCCUGGCCACAGAUGCCUUCCAGCUUGGCUACAAUGAGAACGGGCAUUGUAAAGGUGAGGUGGACCGCUCACUGCCCCACCCUCAGAGGCUUCUCUGGGACAUCCCCUCAGAGGUCGAGGCUCAGGUGCAAAGAUCCCUGACUGUGGCUCAGGCUCUGGCAGACGACGUGGACUGCCACGUGUUCCCCUUCAGCCAGUUCGGCAAAGGACGGAUCAAGAAGCUCCGCGUCAGCCCAGACGCAUUCAUACAGAUCAGCUUACAGCUGGCAUACUACAGGGAUCGCGCUAGUUUCUGUUUGACCUAUGAGGCGUCGAUGACCCGUCUGUUCAGGGAGGGCAGGACGGAGACUGUGCGAUCCUGCUCCAACGAAAGCUCUGCUUUUGUCAAAGCUCUGGAGGCUGGAGAGGCAAAAGAACAGUGCAGGCAUCUCUUCCGACUGGCUUCAGAGAGGCACCAGAACCUCUAUCGAAUGGCGAUGACUGGAGCUGGAAUAGACAGACACCUCUUCUGCCUGUACGUGGUGUCCAAGUAUUUGGGGGUGGAGUCACCGUUCCUGAAAGAGGUUUUGUCGGAACCGUGGCGUCUCUCCACCAGUCAGACCCCAGUUCAGCAGAUGGAGCUGUUCGACCUGAAGAAUCACCCAGACUUCGUAUCACUGGGCGGAGGGUUCGGACCUGUUGCUGAUGAUGGUUAUGGGGUGUCAUACAUCAUCGUGGGCGAGGAUAUGAUCAACUUCCACGUGUCGUCCAAAUAUUCCUUCAGUGAGACUGACUCCCACAGGUUUGGAGCUCAGAUAAGCAAAGCUCUCCACGACAUCAUGACUCUCCUCACUCCUGAUGCCAAAACCCCCUCUUCCCCCAAAGGUGCAGCCCAGCCUCAGUCCAAGAAGCUUCUCUGAACACGGCUUUCACAGAGAGUGUCGGACCCGUAGAGAACCCGUUAUGUAGAACCCUUAAUGUUAAAAGAGCAAAUCGUACAUAUGACUGAUUAUAGACAUGAAAGCGUUUAUUAAAAGUGAAUUUGAUAAGUAAACCCAAGGGAGAUCCCAGCCCAGCAAAGCUACAGGCUGAUGUCAUGGUGCUGCCACGCCGCACCUGAAUGUUAUGAUUUACAUUCUUCUGCCAAAAGUUCUGUAGUGGACAAGCCUUUCUGCUUAGACAAAUAUAUUUCACUACUAUUCAGCACCAACUCAUAGACGUGUGAAAACAAAAAGCUUCCAGUCCCGCCUUUUUGAGAGCAUGAACCCUGUGAUGGGUGAUUUUGAGGGAGGGAGUGAAGGUCGUCAGUUGAGAAGGAAGUCUUUAGGAGAAAUGUAAGAGACAAUUAAAAGUGAAAAGGGAAAUAGUGUUUUAGAUUGUAACCAGAGCCGAGUGUGAAAUGACGCCGUGCAGCUGAUCUCACUGACAUGAAUCAUAAUAGUUUAAUGGUCAUGGAGUGCAUGUUGUAGUUCAUUGCUAAAAAUCCAAAAAGCCCCCCAAAAAAAUUACGUAUCAUAAGGAGGAGGAUAAGACUGAAGCAGAGAAGAGUCGUACUUGCAGACCUCUGACUAAAGCAGCCCAGUUGUUCUUGUCAUGUACUAAUCAGACGGGACACUUAGUCCUGAUUGGAAACAUUUUACCAAUUGAUGUUUUGAGUCGCCUGAAUCAGUGGUGAACUACCUUCAUGACUUUGUAGCCGGCUCUUCAGUGACAGAGAGGAUGUUUUUGCCGUUGUUACAAUUACAAGUAUCUGUGAUAAAAAGUAAAAUGCAACAACACCGACAAAUGCAUCUGAGUAACUUCAGAGUGAAAACGAAAGCUAGCAAAAUGUGUUCCCCCUUAAAACUGUCUCUCCCUGAGGUCCGACGGCACGUUGAGGGCAAUUCCAUCAUCAGGAAAACAUUUGCAGAACCAGCGUUUUUAAGGACCAUGCUGGCUGGCUGACUGACCGUCUCCCUCUCCACUGUCUCACUACAAUUGUGUGAAACGUGUAGUAAUCUGUGGCCAUGUUUUAUUGGACGAGUUUUGACAUUCUCUUCAAUCAGCUGUUAAAUUAAGAACCACAACUUUCACUGUAUCAGGUUCAAUGUGAACUGCAGUGGCUUGAUGGUGGGAGUGGUCAGUGAUGACUGGCAGCAGUUUGAGCUUCGUGUAAUGUAGAGAAACUGUUAGUUUCUCUACAUUACACAUUGCCUCAUUCAUUUGAUGGUUUGAAUUCACUGGUUCCACAUUAAUUCAUCAACCCCUUGAGCAAUCAGUUAUUUCAGGCUCCAUUUUGUCCAAGAUCAAGUGAUAACUGCUAAUGUAAUACUGAAGUUUUAUUUAAACCCAUGCACAGGAAGGGAGGGAGAAAACAUUAUUUUCUUUUCUUUUUUAACUGAUUUUUUUUACUGAUCCAUUUAAUAAGAUGUAGAGGAUUUAGGUCAAAUGUCUUGUAACAUUGUGUUGAUGGUCCGAACUGGACCGUUGCCGUGUGACGUACAGUAGCUCGGCCUUCUGAUCGCCCGUACUAACUGAACCAGUGAUUUUUAUUCUUCUGCAAACCAGUUUCAAAUGGUCUCCUUUCUUCCUGAAGGUUAAACCAGUGCCAAGCUUCUUUAUCUUAUCCCUCCCAAUCUGUGACCUCAAGUUGGGUAAGGUGCCGCGCCGGGCUGACAUCACUUUAUAACCAACGGUAGACAUGGCCCCAACCCUCCGAGCAGUAGAAGUGACCCUGUCGAGUCUGUGCACUUCAAUAAAUCAGAACUAAAUAUAAGGAUUAUAGGACGUCAGUUAUGCAUUAAAUGAGAUGAAGAGAAGCAGCAAUUAGAACACCCAUUUCGAAGGUCAUUAAGUGUAAAAUAAUGCAGUCCUAUUGUGGACCAACAGUUCUUUUUGCCAUGAGUCAUAGAUCACACUAUGACUCAUCCCUGUUUCAGAGCUGUGGGGUUAAAGAAAUGCGUGUGAGCCUGAAUUCGAGUAUCGAUUCAGUGAAACCGUUUCAAUGCAACUUUGAAAUCAAUGCAAUUCCUGAGGGGAAACCUUGCCACGUUAUACUCAAGUGUGUUCUGUGUGUUGAUAAGAAUGUAUUGCAGUUGGCCAGAUAACUACUGUACCAUUACUAAUGUCAGGAUAUGUCUUCAUGUGCAAUGUUCACCAUAACACAUGAAACCAAUAUGGAUAAACAUAGAUUUCCGAAUGAUUUCUGCUUUUCACUCCUUUUAUAACCAGAAUAUUAACUUACUACACCAUGCUCAUGUUUCCUACCUAUAGUCUAAUUUCAUAUCCCUUUUUCAGAGAGAGUGAUGUCUUAAUAUUCUCAAAAACCUCAGACCAUAGUGGCUUAGUGUCUCAUUUCCCAAACUGUUGAAUGGCAGAGGAACUGUUUUUAUUCAGCCAAAAGACUAAUAAGACCGUUCCUACAGCUGCAGCAGUGGACACUCACAACUUCUCUACCUCUCGUGACUUUUUCUGAAUGUGGAAGGCCCAAAAGAACCCGCUUGUUGGUUUUCCUCUUGUAACAGACAAACUUUUUUAUUUUUUUCCAAAGCAAUGUAUUGUUUUCAGGUUAUCACAAAAUGAUAAAAAAAAAAAUUGAGGGAGUGUUCAAAUAAAAUGUUUGACCAGUUUGUCACGGUAACAUGGUCAAGAGCGUUUUGAAACCUGUUUUUGUACUCUACACUCCACUGGUGUCGUUAAUAAGGGCUUCUUAGUUAUACCUUUUUUUUUCUUUUCUUUUUUUCACAUGCUGCAGUUUGUCCAGGAGCUUAACUCAAAGCAUUAAAUAUGAGAAAUGUCAAUUAUCACUCACCAAUAUCUCUCACCUUACCCUGCCUGAAAACCAUAGAACCAAUGAAACCGCUUCUGUGCCUCAGACGACUCCAGUGUGCCACAUGUCUUGCCCGACACCGGACUGUGUCCUCUGGCUUUCAACAGUUUGGACAAUGAGCCUCACAAAACGGCAGCGAAGGUCACGUCUAGCAGCAGCGUUACAAUUUACUGUCAGGACUAAAGUUUAAUAUUAAUACUAGCACGAGGUCUUUUCUUACUCAUUUGAUAUCGGGAUACAUUUUAAUUUCUGUUAUUUCUCUGUAACCUGUCAUGUCUACUGUUUGUUUGUUUGUUUUUACACUAGGUUAAUUGUGGUAAUGCUUGAAGAUUUUAGUAACUUUUCGUGUUUAAAGUUAUGAUAUCCCAUGUUUACUGACCAUACACUCCUGAAUAUCCAUGUUACUGGGUUGUUUUUUUCAGUUUGUUUUUUCAUUGUUAAGCUUAUUUACAUGUAAAUUGUGGCUUUUUACAGACGGUGACUGCAUGUGAUGUCAAUUAAAAAAACCUUUCCCUGCGGUGCCGCUGGAUUCUUUCUAACUGUUCAAUGUAACUUUUGCACCGCAUCUGUGGACGUGAGGCCGCGGGAGUGAGCAGUGACCCCGGGGGACCUCCCCACUGGCUCCUAGUUAACAGUAGCUGGAAUGGGUUGUUGGAGAGUCCGCCACUUUCCAUCGUCUCCGGCUCGGGACGUCGACGCAUCGUUUCGGAAACCCCGGGAUGAUGUCACAGGGGCAACAGGGGGAAGAGGAGGAGAGAGGAAGAGGAGGGAGAAGACGCGGCCGAAAGUGAAAGUAAAAGUCCAAGGCAGAAUGCGUGCGGCUGCAGCUCAGAGUCGAUGGACCUCGCCAGCAGCAAACCACGGUGUCCCUGAUCGCCUCGUCAAAGGAAGACUGCUUCGACUAUUUUAAGAUCGAGACAUGGGUAUGU
Messenger RNA from Scophthalmus maximus (turbot), 6344 nucleotides. RefSeq names its product carnitine palmitoyltransferase 1A2b (gene cpt1a2b). Lineage: Eukaryota; Metazoa; Chordata; Actinopteri; Pleuronectiformes; Scophthalmidae. Gene Ontology annotation, molecular function: carnitine O-palmitoyltransferase activity. The transcript is spliced from 20 exons. The coding region runs from base 161 to 2527 and encodes 788 amino acids. The record is from RefSeq and is a predicted model, not a curated record. Gene Ontology annotation, biological process: carnitine metabolic process; fatty acid metabolic process. Gene Ontology annotation, cellular component: mitochondrion.